This is a messenger RNA of Theileria equi strain WA, 2645 nucleotides long. RefSeq lists its product as hypothetical. The record is from RefSeq and is a predicted model, not a curated record. NCBI's taxonomy places the organism in Eukaryota, Apicomplexa, Aconoidasida, Piroplasmida, Theileriidae. Gene Ontology annotation, molecular function: protein binding. Bases 402 to 2645 code for a protein of 747 amino acids. The transcript has 2 exons.
AGGUGAAAUAAGCUAAUUGUUUACGAUUUUAUCGGCCAUAAUCCACUCUUGGAUAUGGUUAUUUGCACAUUAUUGUACUUUAGAUCGUGUCUAGAGCCUGUUAUACACGAUUUUACGCAUUUUUAGUGCCACAGUUUUGCAACUCCUAUUUUAGCCGUUAGCAUCUAGUGUUUUGGGGAAUUUUGUAAAUUACAGUAGCAUAUAUUUGAUAUUUUGUCUGUUAAUGUCUAAUGUGUAUUGUUUCUUCCCAUUAAUUUUUAUCUACUAUUUUGUUACCCACCACUAACAUAAUUUGUCUAUCGUUUGUAUUUUCUUCAUUAAACCCUCAAGGAUACAAACAUGUGAAAUAUUUUGAUACAUAAUUAUAUUUUGCAGUAACACACUUUCCACUUCAGUUAACUAUGUCAGCAAUCAUUGCCAAGGAAGCAGUCGGAGAAUCUGCCAUUAUUAGUCGUAUUAGGAGUAUUUGUGAGGAUAAUGCUAGUGAUGAAGUGUUAGAGUCACUCAGGUUACAAUCUAUAAAAUUUUCACAGGAUUAUGAAAGUGGAAGUUUCAAACGUCUGUCUGCUUCAAACCAUGGCUCGGGAGAUGGAGCUAAUAAAAAGAAAUCAUUUUUCUCUCCAAGGAAACGCUUUCAUGAUCAUGUAAGCUCCAUAAAUCGUUCUAACUCCAUAGAAUGCCUCAAUUUGGAAAUGAGGCAGCUAGUUCAUGAGUCAAAUUCAUCAUACGACGGCAAUUAUUCAGAACACACUUCACGCAUAGUUAUUGGUGAUUCUGACGAUGGAGUGUAUAAUUCAGCUAAUAGAGAUUGUAAUAGCUCUAUAAAUCCUAUGCAUAGAUUUUUGAACUUUUGUUACAGACAGCUGAGCUCUAUAAGGACACAAGACAGCGUAGAUGAAAUCGCAAAAGAGGAAAGUGAAUCAGAUGAUAUUGCAACAUCGAGGUCAUUUAGUUCAGAGACCCAGAGUUUUCAACCGCAUUUCCAGAAACAUACAUCAGACGAUGCAGGAUACACCGAAUCAGAUUGUGAAGAAUACUGUAUUCCUAUAUCUAAUCGUAAAAACUCUGCAAAUGACUCUGUUAAGCAUUGUAUACCACAUAGACAUUUAUUAUCUGAUAACUUCAGGGUCACUACGGAAGAGUCAUUGUCUACUAGCGAUGGAAUUUAUGCAGAUAAAUAUGAUUAUUCUUUUGUUUCAAAGGAGUCAUCAUGUACUUUUCAUCUUCAGUUUGAUAAAACACUUUCCAAGAUAUCUGAAUCUAUCGCCUCUCUUAUUCCAGAAAAGCUCCUUAUCAAUAAAUUUCCAUUCUUAAUCGGUUUUGACAAAUCAUGUGAUUUGGUAAUAAGUAAAUGUAAAUAUAUUUAUCGCAAACAUUGUAAACUGACCUUUGAAAAUACAUUUAGUGAGAAUUCUGAAAAGGAUAAUAUUUUCAGAUACAGAGUAGGGAUUGUUAAAUGUGAUAAAAAUGCAGUUGUUUAUAUAAAUAAUGUAUUAUUGCAUGAUACAGCAAUAUUAAAAAAUGAAGAUAUCUUGCUAUUGGGAUCUAAAAGCACUUAUAUAGGUUUUAGAGUUGUAUUUAAUUCAUAUAACGAUUGUUUAUCUCUCAAGGCCCUGCCAUUUUCAUUUUCUUCCGGUAUAGAAAAUGAUAUAUUAAGUAUCUCAACCACUUUAACUCCUAAUACAUUUGACAACCAACAUAAGAGGGAUGUUAUAGUUUUAGUUUUUGAAGUACUAUGCAACGAUAUGUCAUUUCUAGGAAUGACUAGUCGCAAAUCAUCACUUUCUGACAAUUCAGAUGUAUCAAUGGCGGAUCCUGAUCUUAACGAUGGAGAUAAAACGCUAUCUACUGAGUUUGAGAAAAUUGAUGAACAUGAUCCUAAUAUUCUCACAAAUGGAACCGGACUUUAUAGGUUACAGUCUCCCACUCGUUUAACACGCGAUGUACCAUUUAAAAAUCCACAUGCACCUUGGGAUUCAUCACCAUCAGCUUCUCCUUCAUCAUUUGAACGAAUGGCAGCGUUGAAGCAGGAUAACAUAUCGCCUGGGAGCGAUAUGUUGCUUAACGCAUAUGCUGAUGUGAAAACUAGUUCUUCAACUUCUACGAAUGUAAACCCUGAAAAAACAGACGAACAGGGUUGUACUUACGAAUCUGACACAGUAAAACAUAGCAAGGAUAAGAUUUUGUUGUUCAAAUCAUUGAAUUCAACAGAUGUUCCAAUUAUAGUUGAUAGCGAAACUGGUACUACUGGAAAUAUAACUCCAAAAGAGGGAGAAGUCCAUACUAUAAACUGCAUAGGAGUGAUAAACGCGUCCAAUAAUAUGUUGAUUCACGAAAUGUUGCCAGACAUCGAGAAGUUACUUAGAGUCUAUCACUGUACUGAAGAAUAUGAAGAGGAAUACGGAAUGAAUCUGUACGAUAUAAUUAUAAAACAUUACAGUGAUCCAAUCAAUAGCGAUUCGCUUAGCAAGAGCUGGGUUUUCCAGUUAGAUUACGUCGAUUGGGAUAAUCCACACCUAAGAAGAGCCGUAACUAAGAAUGGUCUUCUUUCUGAUGAAAUUAAGAACAAUGUAAAUAGGAGAUCUGGGAUCGCUUUCGAGGCAAACAAGUACCGAGUAAUAUAUAUCAGACGAAAAAAAUGUUGA